AUGUGGAAGCAAGAAGAGGAGGAGACAGCGACCGUGUUGAAGGCCGAGCAGGCGGCGGUGUUUAAAUUCCCGCUGGCGCCUCUCGGCUGUUCCGGCGGGAAGCUGGAGGCCCCGGGCAGCGGGGAGCCGGGCACCAAGGCCAAGAAGGGGCGUAGGAGCCGCACGGUGUUCACCGAGCUGCAGUUGAUGGGCCUGGAGAAACGCUUCGAGAAGCAGAAGUACCUCUCCACACCCGACAGGAUAGAUCUCGCCGAGUCCCUGGGCCUGAGUCAGUUGCAGGUGAAGACUUGGUACCAGAAUCGGAGGAUGAAGUGGAAGAAAAUAGAGGCUGAUGACCUGCUCCUGGAGAGUGAAGACCUGGAGGUCAGUGAUGUAGCUGUGGAGCGCAGCCAGCCCGCACAACCCCAGUUCCAGAAACUUCUGGACACCAGCGUGCACUUCCUGUUUGUCAAGAAGACCUUGGGAGUCGUGUGA
This is a messenger RNA of Myotis brandtii (Brandt's bat), 474 nucleotides long. RefSeq names its product BARX homeobox 1 (gene BARX1). The record is from RefSeq and is a predicted model, not a curated record. Gene Ontology annotation, molecular function: DNA binding; DNA-binding transcription factor activity, RNA polymerase II-specific. Lineage: Eukaryota; Metazoa; Chordata; Mammalia; Chiroptera; Vespertilionidae. Gene Ontology annotation, biological process: regulation of DNA-templated transcription. The transcript has 6 exons. The coding region runs from base 1 to 474 and encodes 157 amino acids.